GGAGAGAGGGCAGGCCACAAAAAAGAAAUGAAUCAACUAAUUAAUAAUUAUAGUUUUAUAUUAAUAUUAAUAAUUAGCUAGCCAGUCGCCCGUGGUAUUACACAAAUUAUACUCAACAAAUACUCGCAGCGAAGAAAAGAAAGCUGCCAUCUCUGUUGUAGAUGAAGAGAUAGAUAGAGAGAGAGAGAUUUGGAGAAGAUACAAAAAGGAAAAAGAGGAAUCGGAGAGGAAGACAGAAAGAGAUGUCAGACCUCGACAGGCAAAUUGAGCAACUGAAGAAGUGCGAGCCAUUGAAGGAAUCGGAAGUGAAAGCACUUUGCCUCAAAGCUAUGGAAAUCCUCGUCGAAGAGAGCAACGUUCAACGCGUCGAUGCUCCCGUCACUAUAUGUGGUGAUAUUCAUGGGCAGUUUUAUGACAUGAAAGAGCUUUUCAAAGUAGGAGGGGAUUGCCCAAAGACUAACUACUUGUUUCUUGGAGAUUUUGUUGACAGAGGAUUUUACUCCGUUGAGACAUUUCUGCUUCUACUAGCCCUUAAGGUACAUUUUAUUAUUAUCUAUUGGAAUUUAAGGUACUCUGUUGAGACAUGUAUGCUUUUAUUAUUAACAAGGUUCUUUCUCUUACUGAUACACAAAAAUGCUUCUGACAACAUUUUUCAAUUCUAAUUGUGAUGUUGGUAUAUCAGUCUGUCAGCACUGAUUGAGAAUAAGGUUUUUAGUGUCCAUGGUGGUCUCUCUCCUGCCAUAUCAACGUUGGAUCAGAUCCGAACAAUUGAUAGGAAGCAAGAAGUACCUCACGAUGGUGCCAUGUGUGAUCUUCUUUGGUCAGACCCUGAAGAUAUUGUCGAUGGUUGGGGGUUGAGUCCACGUGGUGCCGGUUUUCUAUUUGGUGGCAGUGUGGUCACUUCUUUCACCCACUCAAACAAUAUUGAUUACAUAUGCCGUGCUCAUCAGCUGGUGAUGGAGGGGUAUAAGUGGAUGUUCAGGAACCAAAUAGUCACUGUCUGGUCGGCUCCAAACUACUGUUACAGAUGUGGUAACGUUGCUGCAAUCCUUGAGCUGGAUGAGAAUCUUAACAAGCAGUUUCGCGUGUUUGAUGCUGCUCCACAGGAAUCAAGAGGCGCACCUUCCAAAAAACCAGCACCCGAUUACUUCUUAUGAUAUCCGAUUACAUGAAGUUUCAUCACCUGAGACAAGUGAAUUGAUGCUGGAGAAAAUUUAUGGUGAAGAAAUCUCAGACACAGGGAGAAAUUAUUGGGAAGGUUACCCAAUGAUCAACUCUUGAAAUAAUCAGCAAGAGUUGUACUUUUUUUUUUCUCGCUUGGAUCGUUGGGGUUUGCCUUUCUUUUGCGUCGUUAAAUUUCACCUUUUUUUUUUCUUUUUUCUUUUUUUUAUGUCAGUGUAACAGUAACUAUCCCAUGCAAUGUGUGACUGGGUCAUGGAAUGUGGGACCCCCUUCCUUCAUUUGCCAGGAUAGCAGGGUCAGUGGGUCUUGCAAAAGAAGGUUGCUACACUUGGAUUGCAUGUGAAGGCAAAUAUGAGUUUGGGGGGAAAAAAAAAAGGAAAGCAAGGAAACUAUUCCGGUGAACAUUUAUUGAAGAUUUUUAAACAGGACCUGACUAGUUCUCAUGUGUGCGUGUUUUUAUUUAUUGUGAGGUGACAAAAUUAAAGAGUGAUCAGUAUUGAUGAAAA
Populus nigra (black poplar) is the source of this 1688-nucleotide messenger RNA. Its product is annotated as serine/threonine-protein phosphatase PP-X isozyme 2-like. The transcript is spliced from 6 exons. Gene Ontology annotation, biological process: peptidyl-serine dephosphorylation; double-strand break repair via homologous recombination. Gene Ontology annotation, cellular component: cytoplasm; nucleus. Lineage: Eukaryota; Viridiplantae; Streptophyta; Magnoliopsida; Malpighiales; Salicaceae. Gene Ontology annotation, molecular function: protein serine/threonine phosphatase activity. The record is from RefSeq and is a predicted model, not a curated record.